Molecule: messenger RNA, 681 nt
Organism: Laccaria bicolor S238N-H82
Lineage: Eukaryota; Fungi; Basidiomycota; Agaricomycetes; Agaricales; Hydnangiaceae
Exons: 4
Coding region: 1-681 (226 amino acids)
Source: RefSeq, a predicted model, not a curated record
AUGAACGAAGUCAUUCUGUAUUUCUUUGAGAUGUCUGCCGUCCCCCCAUCUUUCUCAUUCAACUUCAACUCAGAACAUCUGGUCAUCUCCAAAGCCAAUAGCACUCGGCAAGUCUUUUCAAAUUCUAUCACGCCGGACAAUCCUGCUGCCACGAAAUUAUCAGAGAAUGAGGACCACGAUGCAGAGAUUUCAUCCGAAUCCGAAUCCAGCUCGAAUUCUGACUCGGAUAGUAGCGACGACGACAGUUCUGACCUUUUUGAACUAGGUGACUGUGUUGUAACGCAAGAAUUUUCAGCCCAUUCUGUAAAUCCACGACCGUCUGUGACCGAAAUCGAUGAAACAGAUUCAGUUCACACUGACGAAGAGUCUGCAGAGUCUAUAAUCACGUCCAGGUCGGCCUUGGUUGCGAUAAAUCAAACCGAAUUUACCCUUGAGGCACUUCCGACACGUCGCAGUGGACGCACUCGAAGAACUCGGGAUACGGCCGAGAUGUACGCCUGCAUUUGCGGCGACAUCGUCGAGAGUGAAGCAAAGUCCAGGGCUCGAACACUGCUAUGCACUCAGGCUGCGGGUUCAAUGGAUGCGAAACAUCUUGGUUUCAUCUCGCAUGCUGCAACUAUACCUGCGCCCCAAGGAGUUGAUGUUGUGAGCUCCAUGAACGCACAAAGCAUGCGCGUAUAG